Molecule: messenger RNA, 3155 nt
Organism: Chlamydomonas reinhardtii
Lineage: Eukaryota; Viridiplantae; Chlorophyta; Chlorophyceae; Chlamydomonadales; Chlamydomonadaceae
Exons: 15
Coding region: 597-2291 (564 amino acids)
Molecular function (GO): 2 iron, 2 sulfur cluster binding; chlorophyllide a oxygenase activity
Source: RefSeq, a predicted model, not a curated record
CUUACGCCCCCCGCGCAACGCUUCCCCUGCUAGCUUCGGGGCAUGUAACACCAUGCCUCACUUCGCAACGGUCGAGCACAGCACAUGUACGACUGCCAUAACAUGCCUGGCGAACCCAUCCAGACGCGGGCAUUCAACGUUGCCAUCUUCGUGGCAGCCCGCACCGACCGCGUAGACUCCUAGACCCCAGACCCUUGCAUACAUCAGUCGUCUCCGGCACACCAUUUUAGCUGUGCGUGGCAUGGGAGUCGCACCCCAUGCCAGCUUUCGGGAAAACGCUCGAGUAGGGUUUUGGUGCCGUGAGGCUCCCCCCCGGGCCCCGGCGACUGCUUAAGCUCCAUCGGCUGCUCAAGGCCGCAUCCCAAACACCGCAUCAAAUCUUCCGCAUUUGCAGUGCGUGGCCCGCUGGAGGACAUGCUAGGGGUUUAGGCAGGGGAAAUCGAGUGGCUGCAAGCAAGGCCGCGAAACGAGCGUGGUACACGACCAUGUUUUGCAACACCCAACAAACUAGGAUCAAGUGUUUCUGAGAUCGCUUGCUGUUAAAGAUUGGUGUUAUUUGUGAGCUCUACACAGGUUCCACACGUCUAGGAAGGACCAUGCAAGUCAGGGCGUCGCGCUCGGGCUGCCAGGCGCACGCUACUAAACGUGAUGUGAAAGCUCUCAAGGCCGCGCUGCCCUCGCGGUCGCGCUGCGUGCCUUUCCGCUCUUCCUCCUCGAUCAUUUCUUCGAGGGCGAGCGGCUGCCCGCCAACCGUGUCAACGAGCGCCGCUGCGACCGCCACUGUCGUCCCGCCCGCCCGCGACGUGCAACCCUCCGCCACGCCUUCCGCCGAAUCAGAGCAGUUCGUGUGGGCACAGAACUGGUUCCCAGUGGCUGUGGUUGAGUGCCUGGACUCUUCCCGCCCCCACCCCUUCACCCUGAUGGGCAAGGACCUGGUGCUGUGGCGCGACGGCGGCGGCACGUGGCGCGCCUUUGAGGACGCCUGCCCGCACCGCCUGGUGCCGCUGAGCGAGGGGCGCAUCGAGAAGGACGGCACCCUGCUGUGCGCCUACCACGCCUGGCGCUUCGACGGCGGCGGCAAGUGCACAUCCAUUCCCCAGGUGGAGGGCAAGGAGGCGGCGGAGCGCGCGUUCAGCAGCCCCAGGAGCUGCGCCCGCGUGUUCCCCACCCAGGAGGCCCAGGGGCUGCUGUGGGUGUGGGGCGAGUCUGGGCCCAGUGCGGCCGCGGACAGCGCGGGCAAGGGGCCGGCGCUCAUCCCCGAGAUGGAGGAGCUGCCCUCCUCACGCGUGCAGCCGCUGCCCUGGUUCUUCCGCGACCUGCCCUACAGCUAUGACUUCUUUGUGGAGAAUGUGACGGACCCGGCGCACGUCAAUGUCUCGCACCACAACGUAGCUGGCAACCGCUACGCGCCCGACCAGUACUUCUCGGUGGACCCGUUGCGGGAGGUGUCCGCGGCGGGCGGCUUCAAGUACGCCGUCAAGUCCCGCGCCCCUGUGACCAACGUGUCCACGUCCUCCACCGAGUUCCUGCCGCCCUCCCUGGUCAAGAUCAAGGUGGAGUACAGCGACGGCGCCGCCCUCAUCCUGGCCCUAUACAGCUGCCCCACCACCCCCGGCCACAACAGGCACGUGGGCAGGCAGAUCCUGAUCAAGACGCCUGAGGGCAAGAUGCCCCGCGGUCUGGCCUUCUUCGCGCUGCCCAUGCCCAAGUGGCUGGGACACGCCACCGCCUCCGUGUUCCUGCACCAGGACCAGGUGUUCCUGCACCAGCAGGAGCGCAUCGUGGCGGGCCGGUCCGCCGCCUCCCACACCGCCAAGUACUUCAUGCCCGCACCCAGCGACAACAUGACAGUGGCCUUCCGCACCUGGUUAGGUCAGCACGCGGGCGGCGGCGUGCCGUACGCCGGCGGCCGCACCACGCCCGCCCCCAUCGACCGCUCCAAGGAGUCCCUGUUCGACACCUACCACACCCACACCGCCCAGUGCGCCAUCUGCAAGCCCGCGCUGGGCCGGUUGCAGGCGGCGCGCACCGCGGCAGUGGUGCUGGGAGCAGCGGCGCUGGUGGCAGCGCUGAUGGUGACGGGUGUGGCGGCAGCCGCCAAGGCCGCCGCCGCAGCUGCCGCGGGCGCCGCCGCCGCCGACGCCGCGCUAUCCGCGCUGGCCAGCCUGCCGCCGCUGCAGGCCGUCAUUGCGGCGGCGGUGGCGCUGGCGGCGGCCGCUGCCGUACGCGUGCUAGAUGGCAUCAUUGGCCUGAUGCACCGCUACGAGUUCUCACACGCCGACAACCACUGAUAAGCGGAGGCAGGCACGGCACGAGGGAAGCGCUGCAGCCCGCAAAUGCAGAAGGGUGGCGGCGGUACUGCCGUACUGGCAGAGGAUGGGCUGCUGCGGCUAGAUAGCUCACCUAGCUGGCGGGCGGCGGCUCGAGGCGGGUGCGGAGGAGGGCGGGCCGCGCAUGUGGUGGACACAGGGCAGCUGUGCGCUGGCGUUACUGCUGACAGGGAGCUUUCAUUCCCCGCGGCGGGGAAAGUUUUGGUCGAGGCAUCGAGAGAGGGGUGAGCUUUGAGCGCGGCGCCUGGGAUGGGGACUGAGGGUCGGUCCUGACCGACAGCAGGGGUUGAGAGAUGAGCGUGGAAUGAGGUUUUACUGGCCUUUGGAUUGGGAUCGAGGGCUGGUUCGAAGAUAUGAAACAAGCGCUGAAUGCGCAGUGGGAGGGUCCUGAGCGGCACGGUGUUGCACAGGAUCGCCAAGUUGAGGUCGAGAUGCGGUGGCGUGUUUGCAACGCGACAGCGUUCCUGCGCACCGCCGCACGGGUUUAUUCUUUUCCUUCCUCGAUGCUUACAUUUUUUUAGAUAGUCGCCUGGCUCGAUACCCGUAUUAGGAUUGGUGAUGAUGUGUGCGGUGGCGCAAUGGCGGCGCGGCACGGUGCGUGGCGGCAGCUGUGGGCUGGGGCGAGCUUGCCAGGGUGUGCUGAACGACGCCGCGGGGGAAGAAUGUGAUGUGGGGCGGUGUGGGGGUACAGUCUGUACAUAUAGUCGAGAAAGCGGACAGGCGGUUUCGCUGACUUUGCUCCUGGCAGUGCUGCAGUAUUGCGGUUGCUAUCUUACAAAACUCGCCAAGCGCGGAUCAAGGCCAGGAUUGUAAAAUGCCACCGCG